Messenger RNA from Tachysurus fulvidraco (yellow catfish), 4113 nucleotides. RefSeq names its product coiled-coil domain-containing protein 148. The record is from RefSeq and is a predicted model, not a curated record. The transcript is spliced from 15 exons. The coding region runs from base 106 to 1920 and encodes 604 amino acids. NCBI's taxonomy places the organism in Eukaryota, Metazoa, Chordata, Actinopteri, Siluriformes, Bagridae.
UUUGUGUAUACGUGUGCGACUGGCCAAUCGUACACGAACAGCGGUCUCCAUGGUUACGUCUUACACACCGAACGCCUUGUUAGCGGAUGAACCUUUACAAGAGAGAUGAGUGGGAGAGACCUGCGUGCCUUUCUGUCGAGUCACCGUGCUGAGGAUGUGGAGAAGUUGACACAGAGAGUAAAAGAUGAAUUGGGAAUCACCAGAUACAAACCUAUUCAGUAUGACAAGCUUCAGGCCAUGGUGGAGGCCAAGAAACUCUACUCUGAGGAGAUUGAACACAAGAUAAAGAAGAGUCUGAAUCUGGUCCAAGAGAGGAGAGAGAGCUGCCUGCUACGCCAACACAGACAGGUGUGGACCGCCGAGAACCACAAACUGAGCCGAGCCAGGGAUCGAAGCAUGGCAGAUUUAAAGAGCUUCCUGACCAGAAGCAGACUGGAAGCAGAGGAUGAUGGAGAUCUCUUUACUGAACUGCUGCAUUUGGAUCUGACUUUGGAGCAUGAACGUGAAGCAUUUCGCUUGGCCACUGUAGAGCCAGUGUGCCAGCUAAGAGAGGACCUCCUCUACAGACUGAUGUCACAGCCUCCAGCAGCCAAUGAGCACAAAGAGUGGGUUCAUGUCCUUCAGCAGGUGGUAUCUGUGAAGGAACAGCAGCAGGCUGUGAUGGACAGACUGCAGGAUGAGUGUGUGGCUCUCGAGCAGGAGUUAAGCGCUGCUGGACUGGAGGAACGACUGGAUGCUUCUGCAGUAGAGGAGUAUGUUGGCGGUCUGCAACAGAUACCAGAGGAGAUCCUGACCACACACUGCCCUUACUCCGAAGCCAAAGAAGCCAUCAUCAGUGCCUUCAUAAACAUGUCAAAUAAAUACUCUGUGCGCCUGCAGACAAUACGCAGCAGGUUGCAGGGCCUGGACAGGAAUUGUGGUUGGAAUGAAGAGGAUCACUUGCAGUUUCUCCACAUCAUAGGUCAAUAUUCUCCUGAGCUAAGAAACCACAGAGGGCUCUAUAUGGACAUGCUCCAGAGAAUUCUGCCACAUGUCUCCAGAGCAGAACUGAAUGUCCAUGAGCGGACCUGGGACUGGUUCAGGUUUAGCAUGGAGCAGGAGAGGCUGCUGUUGGAGAGUUGGCACAGGGAGCGGACAUUUCUGCGGCUGCGGACACGGCGGUUGUUGGAGGAUGCCGAGGUCAUCUACGAUGAAGAGCAGAGCCUGCAGAAUGACCGAUUACACCAGCAACAGAUCUGUGCACAGCUUAGACAAAAGCUGCAGCAGUGGCGUGACCAGCAGGAAGAGGUGGCUCAGAUGGAAGCAGCUGUAGCAGCACGCUGGCAGGAGGAGGAGAAGGAAAGACAGAGAGAGGAGCAGGAGAGAGAACAUGGCAGGAGGACCAGACAGAAACAACAAGUGCAAGAGUUUCACGAGAUACAGCGGAGGAGGAGAGCGGAGUGGAGGUGCAGAGAGGAGACAAGACUGGCUCAGCUCAGGAGAGAGAUGGAAGAACAGAUGAGGAGAGAUAAAGAAAGGGUGCAGUUCAGAGAGAAGUUACUGCAGCAACGACAGCAGGAGCAACAAGCUAAAGAAAGACUCAAACAAAGAGAGGAUGAGGAGCGAGAGGAGAGACUUCAGACACUACGCAAUCAGGUUGCCAUUGUGGCAGAGGCAGACCCAGAGAGGAUGAUGGGACAGACUGAAGCUUGGAGAACACACAUACAGCCUGAUAGAGAGGAGUUCAUGCUGCAGAGACCCCUCUAUCACUUACACACAUAUACAGACACACAGAUCGUGGCUGACCCGAGGGUCCGUAUCGAGCAGGCGCUCAGGACCGCAGGUCUUCAUCACACACACUACGCACGAGCAAUGCUUUCAGAAAUCCCUCCACCAAAACCACCACGACGGGAUACAGAAUCCACCGUCUUCAAAUCCUAACCUUACCUUCUUCACAUCACACUCACACUCUUAAUGUUUCAUCUUACAUGGGGGGAAAAAAAACAGGUAUUAGUAACAAGACAGUCAGCAGCACACUGCAGAGCAACAUGAUUUCUAUUACUGUCAGAAACCUGAUAUAUAUAUACAGUACAGACCAAAAGUUUGGACACACCUUCCAAAAGUUUGGACACACCACCUUUUCAACAGGACAAUGACCCCAAACACACCUCCAGGCUGUCUAAGGGCUAUUUGACCAUGAAGGAGAGUGAUGGGGUGCUGCACCAGAUGACCUGGCCUCCACAGUCACCGGACCUGAACCCAAUGGAGAUGGUUUGGGGUGAGCUGGACCGCAGAGUGAAGGCAGAAGGGCCAACAAGUGCUAAGCAUCUCUGGGAACUCCUUCAAGACUGUUGGAAGACCAUUUCAGGUGACUGCCUCUUGAAGCUCAUCAAGAGAAUGCCAAGAGUGUGCAAAGCAGUAAUCAAAGCAGAAGGUGGCUACUUUGAAGAACCUAGAAUAUGACAUAUUUUCAGUUGUUUCACACUUUUUGUUAUGUAUGUAUAUAAUUCCACAUGUGUUAAUGCAUAGUUUUGAUGCCGUCAGUAUGAAUCUACAAGUCAUGAAAUAAAGAAAACUCUGAAUGAGAAGGUGUGUCCAAACUUUUGGUCUGUACUAUAUAUAUAUAAAUAAAAGGACUCUAAUCAUUAAACAUAAUCAUUAUUACUCCACUGCAUAAUACUGGAAAUGAAAUGCUUUACAAAAAAAAGUUCUAUUCUAUUUAAAUGUGAAUCUGAGAUUAAAUCCAGGCACCAUAAUUGUUUUUGAAGAGCUCUGCUGCUUCGCUCCUGCCUGCUGAGUUCAUUACUGUAUGAGGAAUAGAGACAGGUGUACAAUCUUAGAGCUAGUGAGACUGCAGGGUUUCAGUCCAAUCGAGCAGGAGUUUCACUGUAUAUUACUGUAAAUAUGUUAUCAAAGAUCUCUUCUUAUUCUUUGAUCGACUGAUUCUGGAGGGAUCUCCAUUUCCAAUCAGUUUCAUCUGUAUAAAGCUUCCACCGCUCGUUCGAUGUGCGAACACCCUUGAGGAUGAUGAUGAAGGGAACUAUUAAAGAAAUUAGCUCGCUAAAUACAAUACGUGAAGUGGUGUUAGCUAGAUUACAUCAUAUUGUCCUAUUCUCUUCUGAGUACGGUUUAUUUUAUUUAUUUAUUCAUUUUGAAUCCCUCUCUUUCUCUCUCUGAUCAACGAUCCUCUUCCUCUCCUUGGCUACCUGCGCUCUCACUUUGUGCAAUGGAGUGGGAUAUUUUUGUAUAUUUUAUCUGAUUUAUUAUGACGAACUUUUCUGAAUACUAUAUAUAAAAAUAUAUUAUAAAUAUAAAUUAUUCCACAUUUGUUUCAGUGGAUCAUAAAUAUCGGGGUGGUUGUUUUAGUUCUGAUUAUUGGGAAUUUACACAAUUUACCCUAUGAUUAUUAUACAUUUGUCUUUAAUCAGUAAGCCUAUGGUGACAAUGGAGAUGAAAAACACUAUAAAAAUCCCAACUCCACUAAGCUCAUUAACCCUCAGUUAAUAAAAUAUAAUAAAAUGUAUAUGUAAAUAAAAUGCUGAAAUAUGUAAGACACUCUGGUUAAGCAUGUCUGCUAAAUGGCAAAAACGUGUGUCUACGAUUGAUGAUGACAAUUUUUCCAAACAAACACAAAUACAUAUUUUUCAAUUGUGAGUUUAUUCACAAAAGCAGUACGAAAUAAUAUCAUCUAUUACACACAUUUGAUUCUGUACUUUUCAAAGCAUUUCAGCACCAUGGGAAAAUUCGGUCACCUACUGCGUUAAGUAAAAAUACAAACAUAGAAUUUAAUAUAUCUACAACAUAUGUACACUUAUGUACAGAUGUCUAAACACGGCACUGGCAUGUGCUUCUUCUUAUAAACAUUAUAUACAGGCAUUUAUUACAACCGGUAGCUGUUGGUUAAUGAAUGAAAAGUCUUUUAACUACAACAUUGCACUUCUAUUUACCUAAAAAACUGCAUUCUUGAAUUUUUAAGGAAUUUUCAAUGUAUUUCAACCCAACUGAAUAUCUUAUCUACUGCAUGUGCAGCGUGUGUGUGUGUGUGUGUGUGUGUGUGUGUGUGUGUGUGUGUGUGUGUGUGUGUGUGUGUGUGUGUGUGUGUGUGUGUGUGUGAGUACAGCAGAGGACAUGUCU